This is a messenger RNA of Salvia splendens (bonfire salvia), 735 nucleotides long. Its product is annotated as mavicyanin. Gene Ontology annotation, cellular component: plasma membrane. The transcript has 2 exons. Bases 68 to 556 code for a protein of 162 amino acids. NCBI's taxonomy places the organism in Eukaryota, Viridiplantae, Streptophyta, Magnoliopsida, Lamiales, Lamiaceae. Gene Ontology annotation, molecular function: electron transfer activity. The record is from RefSeq and is a predicted model, not a curated record.
AAACAGUAGUAUUCAUCACAUUAUAAUACUACUAGUACUUAAAUAUACUAAAGUAAGAUAUAAUAAAAUGAAAAUGGGUAGAGCCAUUGCCCUCCUCUUUGUGGUUGUGAUAUCUCCAGCGGCAGCGCAGCGGCCGACACCGGACCAGCCGGUGUCGCACUUCGUUGGCGACACCGAUGGUUGGACAACCGGUGUCAACUACGUCAAGUGGUCAAAGGACCAACUUUUUUAUGUUGGUGACUCCCUUGUGUUCAAAUACUGGGGUAUUACCCAUGCUGUGGACGAAGUAAGGGCAAAUGAGUACAAAAACUGCAACACUGACAACAUCAUCAGCUCCGACCAAACCAGCCCCACCAACUUCUCCCUCGUCAUCCCCGGCAUCCGCUACUUCAUCUGCCCCAAGUCCGACCACUGCAGCCAGGGGAUGAAACUAGCCAUCAACGUCGUCGAUGCCAACACCACCAAAGGCAGUGCCGCCGCUAGAGUUGGCGGCGCGAAGAGCUUCAUGGUUGGUUUGUUGAUUCUUGUUGGAGCCAUUGUUGGAGUCAUGAGCUAAGGCAAGGCAAGAGGCAGUGCACUUUGUUGUUUCCUUGUUGAGUUUAUGUUUUAGUAGUACUAUAACUUUGCUUGCAUGAAUGAUAUGUGCUGACAUUGUGUGACAAUCUUUGUUCCUUUUUUAUUUAUUUAUUUAAUAGGAGUAUUAUUUGCUUCUAAAAAGAGGCCAAGUUUUUACAA